This is a messenger RNA of Seriola dumerili (greater amberjack), 2456 nucleotides long. Its product is annotated as GTPase IMAP family member 4-like. The transcript has 2 exons. Lineage: Eukaryota; Metazoa; Chordata; Actinopteri; Carangiformes; Carangidae. Gene Ontology annotation, molecular function: GTP binding. The coding region runs from base 50 to 952 and encodes 300 amino acids. The record is from RefSeq and is a predicted model, not a curated record.
ACCAGCAACAAGCCACAGAGACCAGAUCACCUGCCGCUCAGAGACAGACAUGGGCAGCAAACUCACUAAGACUCAGUCAGAGGAGUCAGAACUCAGGAUUGUACUUGUUGGGAAAACUGGAGCUGGGAAAAGUUCAUCAGGAAACACUAUCUUAAAGAAGAAGGUUUUUCAAUCCGAGAUGUCUUCUUCUUCAGUGACAUUAAAGUGUCUGAAGAAAACAGCAGAGUUUGAUGGUCAAACACUGGCGGUUGUUGAUACUCCAGGUCUGUUUGACACCAGUAAAACUCAAGAGGAGGUGAAAAAGGAAAUCACGAAAUCCAUCUCAUUGGCUGCUCCAGGUCCUCAUGUGUUCCUGGUUGUGCUCCAGCCGGGUAAAUUCACAAAAGAAGAACGAGAAACAGUGAAAAUCAUUCAGAUGGUGUUUGGAAAAGAGGCAGCAUCUUACACCAUGGUCUUGUUCACCCGUGGAGACCAGCUGGAGAAGGACAGAGUCUCUAUAGAAGAUUUCAUUGGUCAAAAUAAGACUCUCAGUGAGUUCCUCGGUCAGUGCCUUGGAGGAUACCACGUUUUCAACAACAGAAAGAAGAAACCAUCUCAAGUCCGUGAGCUGCUGAAGAAGAUCAACACCAUGGUUCAGAGAAAUGGAGGAAACUACUACACUAACAAAAUGUUCCAAGAGGCAGAAAGAGCAAUAAAGGAAGAAAUGGAACGUCUUCAGAAAGAAAAUCCAGAUAUGGAGCCUGACGAGGCGAGAAGAAGGGCAGAGGAAGAUAACCCCUUUACACGGGCCGUUCUACAGGGGGUUUCAUUAGGAGCAAGUUUAGGAGCCGCUGCUGGAUCCGUGGGGGGUCGAAUGGGAAGUGCACUGGGAGCUGCGGUGGGGGCUGCGGUGGGAGCUGCGGUGGGGGCUAUAACUGGAGCAGUGAAAACUAAUGCAUGUGCUACACAGUGAUAUUUUUAAUUAUAAUAUAUAAUUAGCGAUCAUCAGCAGCUCAUUACAACAAUAUUAAAAUGAUAUAAAGGGAAAAUAAUCAUGGUAACUGUGUGUAACUUUGUUUUGAUCACAUCUCGUUUAUUUUUCUGCUUCUGUUCUUGAACGCAUCAUCUUCACCAGCAGGUAGUUUUCUGUUAAUGUUAGAGAUCAUCCGCAUUUUAGUUUCAAUAAUCAUUAUUCAACAUGUGAUUAAAGAGACACUGGUGAUCUCUUCAGUCCAAAACAAUCCACGUCAUAUUCUGUAAUAUGUGAUUUAAAGUCACUGAAGAAUCUGGACGCACUGCACUUUAAUUAAUUAAUUAAUUAAUAAACCUAUAAAGAGAAAGUCCUUUAAGCUUAUUGGUGCUAUUAACUCUUGUUCUAUAUUUUUCAGUGAAGAAACUUUGUCCUCCUCCAAUAACUAAGACUCUAUAAUACAACUGCCCAGUGAUACAGUUUGAAAUUUGGACAUGCCAAUCUCCCACUGGAUUUUAUAUUGUGUCGUUUACUGUUCCAAACAUAGCUUCGUAGUAGUGAGUCCAGUUUUUGUCAAGACGUUCACUUUGAUGUGACGACAUAUGAACUGUGGCUGAUGAUGGCAGGUGUUUCCAUCUAUUAUUAUCUUCUAUUUUUGUCAAAGUUAAAUAGUAGUUUGUUUCAGCCACAGACGACAGGGAAGUACCAACUUCAAUACUUCAAGUAGAGGACUUCAUUUGUCACGUUAUCUGAAGAAGGAGAGACACCUUAUUUUUGUCUACAUUAAUCAGCAUCAGUACUGAUUUUAGCAGAUUAACUUUGUAUCCUCAAAGAUAUUCAGAUUACUCUAGUGUUUUUAAAACAUAGGGGAGCGUUUGUUGAACAUCUGCCACAUAAACUAAUGUGUCGUCAGCAUAAAAUGAUAUCAAAUGUGAUGUUGCGCCUAAUGUAAGAUCUGAGGAGAGUUUCUCAUUAAUUGUACCAAUGGGUCGAUAGAUAUGGUAAAGGCUAAUUAUUUUCCCAACUACCGUGUCAAGACUAUUGACUUCAGAAAAUAUCUUGAGGUCGGCAUUUAUCAAUGAGAUUAAAUGGUAACUGGCACAUUCCAAGACAUCCUUAUGGCCUAAGGUAUAACUGUGAUCAGGGCUGAGUUUAGAUCUUUAUGGAAAGCACCACUUUCAACUGAAUAAUGUAAUGUUUCUAACCUCACUCGUCCAAGAAUAUAGAAGUAAAUUCCAGCGGUAUCCCACCUAUGUCUGAUGUAUGGCCCUCAUUUGAAGCUUUGGCUGCUCAUCCAGUGUAUUAGGAGAGUUUAGCAUUUGAAUACAGUUUUACUUUUUGAAUAUCUUGUUUAUUUCCUUCAUUGAUGAUAGUACUCCAUGUUCAACACAUCUAAUCACUGGUAUAGACCUUUGAACUUCUUGUUUGAGAGAUAGUGAUGGCUCAGUCUGGUCAUUUGUAUCAUAUAUUCUGCCUUGUUUCUUAAUAAAUCCUUAUUUUGAGUUCA